Messenger RNA from Somion occarium, 2777 nucleotides. The record is from the annotation of a GenBank genome assembly. Lineage: Eukaryota; Fungi; Basidiomycota; Agaricomycetes; Polyporales; Cerrenaceae.
CGCUUCCUCGAGGGAGCGCCCGCACUCGGUAUACGUGACCCGAAGCUUUAUCCAGGUCUCUCUAUCCUAGAGACAUUGUCUCAACACUCGUACAAAUAUGUCUGCAUAUUUGAAGAAGCCGGAGGAAGAAGAAGGAGACCCAACGUCUCAAGCCAACUUCCUCCAAAUCGCUUCUGAGCACAUUGACUUCGACUGGACAAUCGAUUUCAAUGCGAAACUCAUUUCUGGCUCUGCGACGCAUACGUUUGUAGUGAAGGAAGAUGACGUGAAGGAAGUUAUUGUUGAUACUCAGGCUCUUGACCUUGGGAAGAUCGAAGUCGAGGGACAGGAUGUGGACUAUACCGUCGAUCCGAAACAUCCAGUCAUGGGAUCUGCUCUCCAUAUCCCUCUCCCUGCAGGUCUCAAGUCCGGAUCGAAAGUGACUGCGACAAUUCAUUACAAGACCACCAAGGACUGCACGGCUCUACAAUUCCUGGCUAAGGAGCAGACUCAAGGGAAGACGUUCCCAUUCCUAUUCAGUCAAUGUCAACCCAUAUAUGCACGGAGCUUGGCACCUUUGCAGGACUCACCUUCAGUGAAGACUACGUACACCGCGAAAGUGGCAUCCAUUCUGCCCGCCUUGCUUUCAGCCAUCCGAGUCUCGCCACCAUCGACUGGACCCGCUCAUGAUGGAAAGGUCAUUGGAAAGGAUGUCGUAACUUAUACAUAUAAGCAACCGAUCCCUAUUCCAUCAUACCUCAUCGCUAUCGCGGCAGGCAACCUCCGUUAUAAAGCAUUCCCUAAGGUUGAAGGCAAGGACUGGACGAGCGGGAUUUGGGCCGAACCUGAGUUGAUCGAUGCGGCUUAUUGGGAGUUUGAGGCUGAUACGACUAGGUUCCUGGCUACGGAAGAGACGAUCGUACCUCCCUAUAGAUUUGGCGUGUAUGACUUGUUGGUGUUGCCUCCCUCGUUCCCUUAUGGUGGCAUGGAGAAUGCAUGUAUCUCGUUCUUAACCCCUACACUUCUCGCCGGAGACCGCACACUGGUCGACGUAGUCGUCCACGAACUCACCCACUCAUGGUUCGGAAAUGGCGUAACCCAAGCCCACAGCGGCCAUUUCUGGCUCAACGAAGGCUUCACAACCUACAUGGAACGCGUACUCCAAAAGGUCCUUCAUUCCGAGGCCGAACGCGGGUUCUCUUUCCUAAUCGGCUACAAAGGAUUACAAGAUGACCUGAAGUUGCACCAAAAUCAACCAAAGUACCAACGGUUGGUCAUUGAGUUCGAGAAGGGCGAAGAUCCGGAUGAUGCGUAUAGUCGGGUGCCGUAUGAUAAGGGAGCGAAUUUCUUGUUGUACCUGGAACGACUUCUUGGUGGUUUGGAUAUCUUCUUGCCUUACAUUACCGACUACGUAAACACAUUUAUGGGCAAGAGCAUCACCACUUGGCAGUGGAAAGAUCAUCUUUACGGAUACUUUAAGAAGAACGGCGGCGACACCAAGAUCAAACUUCUAGAUAGUGUUGAUUGGAAUGCAUGGUUCUUUGGCGAAGGAUUGGAACUGCCGGUCAAGAUUGAAUAUGACACUACAUUGGCUAAACAGGCCUAUGCUCUUGCUGAACGAUGGGAUGCCGCUCGUUCUACUUCCGACUUGUCAGAAUUCAAGGAGAGUGACGUCGAGUCCUUCAACUCGAACCAACAGAUCGUUUUCCUAGAACGCCUUGAAGGCAACUACGAUGCCCUCCCAUCCUCGCACAUCGACCACCUCGGGGAGCUCUACCACGUCUCCAACACUCCCAACGCCGAGAUCCGUCUCCGCUUCUACGAACUUGCACUCAAGGACUCUCCAUCCGACGCCGCCAAGCGAUUCGCCCCAGUUGCGGCGAAAUGGGUUGUCGGAGACGAUGGAACUGGUAUUUUGAAGGGUAGGAUGAAGUUCUGCAGGCCGAUCUUCAGGGCGGUGAAUAGAGUGGAUAAAGUGUUGGCUGUGAGUACGUAUAAGAGUGCGAAAGAGAGUUUCCAUCCGAUUGCUCAGAGGAUGAUUGAGAAAGUGAGUUGUGUUUGGGUCGCUUGUGAGUCGGUGAGUGAUGGUUUGCUGAUUGAUUUGCUUUCAGGAUCUUGGUUUGGCGUGAGUGCGAUGGAAGGAAGAAAGAUGUAGAACGAAGCAAAUGUAUGUAUUAUUGCUGUAUACACUGACUAUCCAAAACUCGAUCUUUCUUGGUGAUCAGAAAAUUGCAGCUUAUCACUACGCGAGCUCCCUGCUUGGAAGAGUAGAUCUCUUUGCGAUAAAAUCAUCGUUCAUGUGUUUGCCGCCGUAAUUCAAGAGGACGCAAGUGACGGUUUCCGAGUCAACAAGGUACUAAGCCAUAAAACUGAAGGAUAGCGGUACUCUAUUUGGCCCUCAUUUGUGAGUGCGUUCUUACUGGACUCGCUGCGAACUAUUUUGCAUACUACAUCCAUGGACAAAGGACCACGAUAGACUGCCUUGGAGCGACCUUUCAAUGAUAAAGAUGAUCCAUCUUCCGGGUCAGUCCCUUCAUGCAAGUUGUUGUCUUCGGCCACGCUCCCACUCUCACGCGCUAAGUAAUUCAAGUCUACGAAUGGUGCAUCCAACUCCUCUGUAGUAACCAAAUGAACCCGAGAGGCAUGUUGGGGCUGAGUACAUGAGAAGGGUAGUGGAAUAUGCUGGGGAUACAAGGCUGUUCAUCUGACUGGAGACAACAACAGUGAUUAUUGGUUCAAAUGUCAACGACUUGCGUGUGUAUUGUGUUAGCGCCGAUCGAUCACAGUCGAUCGCGUUC